GAAGUCCUUCCCGCGGUCCUGCUCUGCUGUUCCCACACGUUAGAAGGUGCCGGGCUUUUAUUGUGAAAGCGGUCGGGACUCCGCAGUUGUUUCACUGGAUAUCAGCUGAGGGGGACCGAGGGAGGCGUUCCCGCCUCUCAUGCCUCCAGUACAAACUUUGAUUUACCUACAGCUCUUACACUUUUCCCACUGCUUCUGAGGCGGACUUGACUGUAGUUGGACCGGCGUGGGAGAAGUGAGUCAGGAAGCGCAGGUGGAGUGUUUUCUCAUCACUUGGAUUUGAGCCGUGACUGAAGACGAGCUGGUGACAGAAAGCGACACUUGCUUAGUUUCAUACGCUUUUCAGAGCGUGUGCCUUCUGACUGGCUGAAACCCCUGGGAUGGAAACGCGCAACAGCUUGGUCUGGAUUGUAAAAACUCUCAAGAAAGAAUGAAGUAACCGCUAUGGAGCCAGAAAAUGCCCCGAACUCCAAAACUUCUGGAGUCGGGGGGAGAACGCUGAUCUUUUGGAUUAUAUUCUGGUUCGCCCGGUCCAUAGCGCCCACACAAGGUCAAGAUGUGGAUGUUAUGCAGCAGCUUGGUCUCUCUGGACGAAUGGUCCAUGGCACUUCCUCUUUAUUACCUCCCUAUGUGCCAGUUGGUGUCAUCCCCAUCCAGUCUGGAGUUAUCCUCACCCCCCGGGCACGGAUCCAAGCCCCUCUGUACACUGUUCUCCCCACGACUUUUAAAUCCACGAGUUUCUCAGUGAUCCUCAGCCUGUUGGUUCAUCGAAUCAACAGCGCCUUCCUCUUUUCUGUUCUGUCCAAGAAACGGAAAUUGCAACUUGGGCUGCAGCUCCAGUCAGGGAAGGUCCUGGUGCAUGUUGGCCAGAGAAACUAUGUAACUUUUGACUACGACGUCCACGAUGGCAGAUGGCAUCAUCUGGCCUUGGAUGUCCGGGGCCAUCUGCUGACCUUGUACACAUCAUGUGGAAACAAAAGCGUACAAGCAGACUUGCAUUUAAAAAAGGAGGAGGUACUGGAUCCUGAGGGAUCAUUCUUGCUGGGGAAAAUGAACUUCAACUCUGUGCCAUUCGAAGGUGCAAUUUGUCAGUUUGACAUUUAUCCCUCUGCACAGGCAGCUCAUAACUAUUGCAAUUACAUUAAGAAGCAAUGCAGGGAAGCUGACAGCCAUCGGCCGGUGUUUGCUCCCCUGCCUCCUUUAGUUCCGAAAGACGUGACUAUCUCUCCAGUAACGGUGCUUCCCUUGGUGGAACUCUACGAUAAACCUCAAAGAGACUCUGUGCUUGGCAGGCAUGAUUUGCAAACUGACCAUUUGUUUCGAUGGAAUAGGACCCCCUCCUCCAAAAAACCUAGGUACACCUCAGUGACCGCGGCUUCAUUUGUUGAUGCAAGGAUAGAAAAUCCGUUCAAUCUUGCCACAGAAAGCGUCACUAGUGCCCUCCAGAUCAGCCAAACCUCAAUACCAGCACUAAGAAAUGUAACUCAAAAAGAGAGGACACAUGAAGAGGAAGUCAAUGGUCACGUACUUUUCAGGACAACCAUGGCUCCGGCAAGCCAACCUCCAAGGCAGAGUACGAACCGCCAUCCCACAAUUUCAACGACUCAGGGGUCUCCUUUAAACACCCUCCUUCCAAAGAAAAGGCAAUCAACCACAGCAGCUCCAAAGAAAGUAAUUUGGAAGGUGCCCAAUACACAGGAAGUCUCUUCAUUCAUCCCCAUUACUCCAGCUGCAACAGAUGGCUUCCAAACAUAUGACCUUGAGCCCACACAGUUCUCUCUCCUCGCUGGACCCCCCGGACUUAAGGGAGAGCCAGGACCACCGGGCCUUCAAGGUCUUCCUGGACUGCCUGGAAAGGCAGGAAAGAGGGGUCCCCAGGGUCCUCCUGGACCACAUGGGGCGCCGGGUCCCGCCGGAGUACCUGGACUGAAGGGUCAAAAGGGAGAUCCAGGUCUUUCCAACGGUCAAGCACCCAAAGGACAACAAGGGGAACCGGGUUUGAGGGGCCCGCAAGGACCGGCUGGACACGGAGGACAGAAGGGACUGAAAGGUCAUCCAGGUCCUGUCGGCCUCCACGGUGAGCCGGGUGCACGAGGAGACGAUGGACGUCCCGGUACCAAAGGCUAUCCUGGCAGGCAGGGCUUACCUGGGCCAGUAGGGACGUCUGGGCCAAAAGGAGACAAGGGCCACAUCGGUAUCAGCGGACUCUUUGGCCUCCCUGGAUCUGAUGGUGAGAGAGGAAUUCCUGGUGUUCACGGGCAGAAGGGCAAGAUGGGUAGGCCGGGGUUUCCUGGUGAUGUAGGCGAGAGGGGACCCCCGGGACCUGACGGGAACCCUGGUGAACUGGGAGCUCCUGGCCCAUGUGGUGUCCAGGGUCUUAUAGGGGACAUGGGCCCUCCAGGGAAUAUGGGUUUAAUGGGUCCACUGGGAUUCAAGGGAGUGCCAGGACACCCUGGUGAACCAGGACUGAAAGGUGAUCAGGGAGACACCGGCGUACCAGGCGAGCCAGGGGAGAUGGGAUUUAAAGGUGACAAGGGUAAACUUGGUGAGAAGGGUGCUGCCGGUACACCAGGUCCCACUGGUCUUGAGGGCUAUCCCGGCAACAUCGGCCUCCCUGGUCAGAAUGGCCCAGUGGGGUCGAAGGGGAAGCAAGGAGUGAGAGGACUGCCAGGGCCACAGGGAACAUCCGGAAUUCAGGGCGAGGAAGGACCUCUUGGACCUGUCGGAGUUGCAGGGCCCGAGGGCAGACUUGGCAGGGAGGGAUUUCCUGGACCCACUGGCUCAGAUGGACUGAAGGGUGAGACUGGAAUUGAUGCUGAUGCAGGAAGACCUGGAGAGAUGGGACUGCCUGGCUUUUUCGGUGCUGUUGGUGAGGUUGGCGCUCCGGGAGAAAAAGGUGAUCGUGGGAAAACGGGUCCUCCUGGACAAUCUGGAGAAACUGGGCUGAUGGGACACACUGGAAUACCUGGAGAAACAGGUCUCCCGGGGAUGGAGGGAGUCCAAGGACCUCCUGGAUCGACUGGUUCUGUUGGCAUCAGGGGACCAAAAGGCAGAAUGGGUCCGAGAGGUCCUGAUGGCCCGCUGGGGGAGAAGGGCCGCGCUGGAUUGAAGGGUCCUGACGGCCCACCUGGAAGACCAGGAUUCCCUGGAGACAUGGGGAAGACGGGCGAGCCGGGUGAAGUCGGGCCGAAGGGAUUUCCAGGUGUCCAAGGACUGUCAGGAUUUCAAGGAGCCAAAGGAAUAGAAGGAAACCCAGGACCCGUGGGGCCGUCGGGAACAAUCGGACCUCUGGGGGAGAUGGGGCCGAUGGGACUGCCAGGAAAUGCUGGGGAGAGAGGGCUGGCUGGUGAACCUGGAGAGAAGGGCAGUGCUGGUCCACCAGGAAACCUUGGUGAUCUGGGUUUGACGGGCCACAGGGGUGAACCAGGCAUGGCUGGAGACACUGGCCAGGGAGGCUACAAUGGCAUGAAGGGUGAAAAGGGGGAUGCUGGUACCGAGGGCACUGAAGGAGACAAAGGUGAAAUUGGCCAGAAAGGAAAGGAAGGACCUGCAGGUCUCCCAGGACUGUCAGGUGUUCGAGGUCCAGAGGGUAAGCCAGGGAAAAUCGGUGAGAGAGGUAAAGCUGGAGAAAAGGGGGCUAAAGGUCACCAGGGUCAGCUGGGAGAGUCCGGGUCAAUCGGUGAGCGAGGACAGCCUGGAUGUGUUGGGCAGAAGGGAAACAGAGGAACAAUUGGGGAGCUGGGUCCACCAGGGAACAUGGGCCAACUUGGAGAUCCGGGCUUACCAGGCUAUGAGGGCCACAUGGGAAUGCAUGGCCCUCGAGGACCACCGGGGCCUAAAGGUGAAAAGGGUCUGCAGGGGGACGACAGCAAGGUAGAAGGUCCUGCUGGACCCCGAGGAGAGAGAGGUGCGGCUGGAACCAAAGGAGAUAGAGGGGAGGCUGGGGACACCGGCUAUAUGGGGCUCUUAGGAGUUACUGGAGAGAGAGGUGCGGCUGGUGACUCUGGACUUCCUGGUCACCCUGGAGCUAAAGGACAGCCAGGUUCGAAAGGAUCUAAAGGAGCUCAAGGUCAGAAAGGAAAAUCUGGUCUCAGAGGUUUAUCUGGAAGCAAAGGGCCACCGGGUUCUGAGGGCCCACCUGGCGCACCAGGUGUGGUGGGCAUGGAGGGAAUUGAGGGGCCGCCUGGCAUAGAUGGACAGACUGGUGUAAAUGGAAUUGCAGGCAUGAAGGGGGAUCAAGGUGAAGAUGGAGAGGUGGGCCCCCCUGGCAAACCUGGACUGCAGGGUACGAUCGGCGCGACUGGGCUUCCUGGCAGUCAAGGUUCCUUCGGACUUAAGGGUGACAGAGGUCAUCAGGGUCAAAUCGGGCCUGGAGGAAGGAGGGGGUUUGCUGGCGGCAUUGGUUUUCCAGGGAGAUAUGGAGACCAGGGCCCCAAGGGACAACCGGGAGAUGUUGGUGACCUCGGAGUUCCAGGGAUGUCAGGGAUGUUCGGACCGAAGGGACCCCCAGGAGAUGCAGGCCCAGCUGGAAUCCAGGGACCGAGAGGACCACGUGGUCUGAUGGGCACAGAGGGAGCUGUUGGCCCGGUCGGCCUCAUCGGCCCCACUGGUCAUCCGGGACCCCAGGGUGACAAGGGGAGUCGAGGGGAGACGGGUCUGCACGGCGCCAGGGGAUCGACUGGACCCCGCGGACCACCUGGACCACCAGGUCCGCCCAGCUCUGUGGAGUCCCUGAAAGACGAGGCUUUUAGUGCUGCUUUCCAAGUCAUCAUGGAUCCCCAAGCUGCUCUGAGGCCAGCGUUGGAGUAUCAGCAUUUGGACCUGCCCAUGUUGGACCAGGGCUCAGAAAUCUUCAAGACCCUGCAGCACCUCAGCAGCCUAAUACACAGCCUGAAGAACCCGUUUGGAACCCGAGACAACCCGGCCCGGAUCUGCAGGGACCUCUACAACUGUGAGCAGCGGCUGCACGACGGCACUUACUGGAUCGACCCGAACCUGGGCUGCGCCGCCGACACCAUCGAGGUGACGUGCAACUUCACGGCUGGAGGACAGACGUGCUUGAAACCCAUCACCGUGUCCAAGCCUGACGUGGGAGUAGAUCGCAUCCAGAUGAACUUUGUGCAUCUGCUGAGCACUGAGGCCGUGCAGCACGUCACCAUCCACUGUCUCAACACGCCGGUGUGGUCGGGCGGACCCUCUUCACACCCCUCCUCCUCUGAGGCUGUCAGCUUCAAAGCCUGGACGGGAGAGAGGAUUCAGGCCGGGGACCUGCUGGAACCACGCGUGCCUCAGGACGACUGCUGGAUGAAAGACGGACGCUGGCAUCGGACCCGCUUCAUCUUCCACACCCAGGACCCAAACCUACUCCCCAUCGUGGAUGUGACCAACCUACCAAGACCAAGCCCGGGGUCCCGUUACCACCUGGAGGUGGGGCCGGUGUGUUUCCUGUAGGUGCUCCUCAAAGACGGAGAGAACACCUGGAUAUUCUCAAGAAAAAAUGCUCGGACUGCAGACACAGAAGCGAGACUCUGAAAGACUACGGUCAAUGUCGGCCCAUGGAUGACUCGAAUAAGCUUCUGUUUUCAGAGACUUGUGAAACAAGACCUGAAUGGCCCUGGAUUUAGGAAAUAAUGUAUGGAUUGCAGGACCACGGUGUACAAUAUCCCUGCACGGUCUGAUCCAGUAUCAGUUGCUCAGCGCAUAAGCAAAGCAAUUAUUGUCCCAUAAGUGUUUAUUUAUAUCUGUGUGUGUGUCCUGUAAAUUGUGAUUUAAAGGUGCAAUAGUUUUCAUCUGCAGCCUCCACAAUAUCAUCAUCAGGUGAAACUGUCAUUCUGACACUCUCUGUCUUCAGGUUUGUUCCGUCUGAGCCGCCCCAGAGCUGAGAAAACCCACUCACACUACUGCUGUGCCAUCAUUUUCAUGUCAGGUCUGCCACAGAAUCUGUCCAGAGACGUGUCAAGAGACGCUACCUCUUCCUGCUCUACACCCCCCGAGUGUGCGCCGCUCCGUAAGUGAGGGAGAGUCUUGGUGCUGCAGUCGACACGACCGAUCUUUGUUGGUGCUUUGUAAAGAAAACAAAGGGAAAUUUAACAAUGUGCUUGUUCAAAUCAUUAAAUUAUAAGACAGAUCCUUCUCACAGUCUCUAUUUGCAGGUUUUCAUGCUGCCUCCAUUUUGACAUUUUGUGUCAUUGUAAUAAGCUGUUUCUUCUUCUCAUCUACUUUUAAUGGCAACUACAUUAGGACCCUAGUUAUGUAGACGUGUUGUGGUCUCAGGUCCAGACCCAAGACCACAACUUUAAGGUCUUGGUUUUGCCAUAGAAUCUCAGCCAAGCUGGACUGUCUAGACCAACAUUUACAUGUUAAACUGCAGAAAAAUGUAGCAUUUUAUUUUUGGAAAAAACACCACCUGAAUGUUAAGUUUGUGGCCAUUAACCAAUUGCUGUAUUUAUAUCAGAUACUAUUUACAUUACACUUUUCCUGAUUGUGAAUGUCAAAUCUCCAAACACAAAGCGGCAUCGAGGGUCAACUAGAGUGAUCUCAAGAUUAAUGGCAAAUUAGACACUUGGGUUGAUGGAAAUCUUCCUUUAGAGCAGAUUGAAAAUGACAAAUAUUUAUUCAGCAACCCUAAAAUAACUACUCCAAGUCAACUGGGAUGGGGACUGAUGUCAACGGUGUUUUGUAGUUUAAAAAUGACUAAGAGACUCAUUGUUCUCCAUUCAUUUUCACACCAUGACUCAGUCAUGA
Synchiropus splendidus (mandarinfish) is the source of this 6744-nucleotide messenger RNA. RefSeq names its product collagen alpha-1(XXVII) chain B-like. NCBI's taxonomy places the organism in Eukaryota, Metazoa, Chordata, Actinopteri, Syngnathiformes, Callionymidae. Gene Ontology annotation, molecular function: extracellular matrix structural constituent. The transcript has 60 exons. The record is from RefSeq and is a predicted model, not a curated record. Bases 445 to 5451 code for a protein of 1668 amino acids.